Trichomonas vaginalis G3 is the source of this 1251-nucleotide messenger RNA. Its product is annotated as protein kinase-like (PK-like) family. Gene Ontology annotation, molecular function: protein kinase activity; ATP binding. NCBI's taxonomy places the organism in Eukaryota, Parabasalia, Trichomonadida, Trichomonadidae. The transcript has a single exon. The coding region runs from base 1 to 1251 and encodes 416 amino acids. The record is from RefSeq and is a predicted model, not a curated record. Gene Ontology annotation, biological process: protein phosphorylation.
AUGGAGAAAUAUGAUUCUAAUUUUAAUGAAAAGGAUGCAUUUGCUAAGUAUCUUUGCAGAGAAGAAACAAUAGAUCAAGAUAUUCCAAGACGUGCACUUCGCGAAGCUUUUAUUCCAUGUUCAAUUAAUCAUCCAGGUUUUGUGAAAGUUUUAGCAUGGAGUAUGGAACCAAGAGGUAACAUGUUGCAAAUGAAAUUGAGUUUGGAAAAAAGAAAACCAUAUGAAAAAAGUAUAAAAUUCAAUUCUGAACAACUAGUAGAGAUUAUAUACAUUGCUUUUAGGGAACUCAGAUAUAUUAAUGAUUCAUUAGGUGUAUACCAUAAAGAUAUAAAACCAGCCAAUAUUGUUUUCAUUGAAAAUUUCGAGAUUACGCCAGGUAAAACAAUUGCUUAUUUCCCCAAGUUUACUGACUUUGGCCUUAUACGUGCACUUGAAAAAGAUACACAAGCUUCGACUACUUCACAAACAGCUGGGUUUUCACCCAAAUGUUUCACGCAUUUCGUAGAUUUCUUUGAUAAAUAUGCUCUUUUCCUCACAUUUAACGAGUUUAUCAAUAUCAAUUACAAAGAUGGCAAAAAUUUCUCAAUAAUUUCUACAAUUCGAAAAAUCGCAAUAAAACUUGACAAAAUACAGGAAGAAUAUACUAAAUUGAAGGAAUAUGUAAACGAUAUAUCCAAUAACUUUGAAGAAAUGAUGUUUGAAGACCCUGAAGUCAAAAAAAUCCUUUCUCCGAUCAAAAAUUUCUAUGAUUCACUAUUUGUUGUGGAAACUGAUAUAAUUAAAAUACUUAAUGGCGAUAGGAAGGCAUUCUUUAAUACAUUUUUGCUUCAAAAAAAUUUAUAUAAAAUUGAAGAUCCAAGAAUGUAUUUAUGGUUUUACAUAUUCUUCAGAGAUGGUAUUUGCUGCCCGAGGAAUAAGUAUUUGGCCGAUCAUUUCUUACAUUUGACCCUUCAUCCAAAUGAUCCAAUGGAUUCAACGCCGCUGAAAACAUCUCUCGCCAAAAAUGACCCUGAUGCAUGGUUCGCAUACGGAAUUCUGAAUUUGGAUGUUAACAACGAAUUGAGCGAAAAAAUCUUUACAAAAUUCUUAGUUUCAAUCAAAAAGGACUAUGGCAAGUAUGAGAAAUAUACAGACGCAUUAGCUUAUUACUUUUAUGUGAAAGGUUUUGAAGAUAAAUUAGAUAAAUUCUUGGGAAUGCAUUUCACAAAAGAAUUGUAUUUGAAAAGAUUAGAUGACUAUAUUACUGACUAA